UGCUCAUACGGCGGUCACACUUAAGCGGCGAGCAGCCCAAUAGAAAAAUGUAAAUUGUGCAGCAAGUGAAAUUGAAAAGCAAUAAUAUUUAAGUGUGAUCCGUGGUGUCUCGCGACAUAAAGCUUUAUCGGCGAGCGGGCGACGCCGCCGUUGCCGCCCACUCCCCGUCCCCCGGAAAAACGCGCAGCCAGUGCGAUGGCCUCCCUACAUUCCAGUUGGCGUUUUGGCAAACGAAGCAAAUUACAAUUACGCAUUAAAGUUUCGCAGGAUCCGGAGGACUUUUACCGUCUGGAUCCGAAGCGAUCGGCCGCCGAAAAUGCCUUCGACAUAUACUCGAUGCUCUGCGUGGAGGAGACGCGGGACACCAAGCGGCUCUUCCUGCUCAAUGCGCUGGCCUCGCUCUGCCUGGGGGCCCGAAAGGGCUCCCACCACAGCAACAUACGCUUUAGCACCGAGGAGCUGCUCUACUGCCUGAGUGCCUCACUGGUGCACACCUUUACCCAAGUGCGAGCCGCGGCGCUGAGGACCAUCCGCUAUGCCCUCAACACACCCAAGGACAUUAAGGCGUUCAAUGCGCUGCAGCUGCAGCACCUGCUAUGUCGCUCCAUUGAUCUGAUGCUCAAGAACGACGAUGAGCGCGUCCAGGCACUGAAGCUGGUGCGCAAGAUGCUGGCCAUCGCGCCGGAGGACAUUAGUCCGGUGGUGGUGCGCUGCCUUGUCUCGCUCGCGGACAGCGGGAUCGAGGAGAACGACAACCUGCUCCGCGCCUGCCUGGCCACCCUGGCCGAGUUUGCCGUUCUCAAUCCGGCGCUGCUCAUCGUCUGCGGCGGCGUUACCUCCAUUACCCGCAAUGUACUUGAGUGUCACAAUCCCCGGAUCGCCGAGAGCCUCUGCGGUGUGCUUCUGUACCUCCUCGAGUGGCCACAGACGAGGAACAUCUGCGGCGUGCGACUGGACUGCCUGGCGGCACCGUACUGCGACUUCACCUAUAGGUUGGGCAUCAUGGAUAAAAACAAAGACGCCCGAGAACUUCGCUACACGAGCUGUCGACUGGCAUUGUUGUCCGUGCUGCGCAGCUGGACGGGCACCCUCGAAUUCUGUGAUCCUAGCAAACCCUCAGGCCUGAAAGCAAUAGUCGACGCUCUUUAUUUGAAUCAGGUCGAAGUCAGAAAAGCAAUACUGGAUUUGCUGUACGAGUUGCUCUCGCUGCCGCAGCCAACGGGAACGGACGAUUACGCGGUGGCACUGCAAGCUGUGGAUCCAUCGGACUUUCAGGCCACCUGGCUGCUAAGCAAUGGCUUCGUGUCCGCCGAGGGAAGAUCUAUUCUGCCAACACUGGCGUCGCGGGCGCCCAGCGUUGUGGAGCAACACAUGGCGCUGAUGCUCUACUGUUUCCUGCAAACCGGACUGCUCAACGCCCUCGUGGAGGUGGCGGUGGCCAGCGACCAGUGCCUCUCGGUGCAGGCCACUGUCCUGAUUGGCAAGAUUCUGCAGCUGAUGCACACGCACCUGCCGCCAGAUAUAUGCAGCACCAGUCCGGCUCUGCCCACUCUAGUGGACCAUGCCACCCAGGGCAAUCAGCAGGCCAAUGCGGCGGUUGCCGCUCUGCAAAACUAUCAGAAAAUGCUACGCCAGCGGCCGGCAUCAUGCAGUCUGUUCCUCGACAGCAUCAUCCAGGGUGGUGCCCUCAUCCAGACGCGUCUGUUCCGACGCCACCUCAACGUGCAGGAGCAGGCGGGUCCUGUGCUGCAAAUGCAGGACACGGCUGAGGCGGCCGGCUCUGUGGUACCGCCUGCUGUCAAUCAGUCGGGUCGGGCCACGAUCGAUCGCUACCGACUGGACUCGGUCUCCUCCAGGGACGAGGCCAAUCCGCAGGCAACGAGCUCGUCGAGAUCCAGUUUCCGACUGAAGCGAAAGUUCCUACCGCAAGCCUUCUUUGACAACUUCCGAGCAUUCAAUCGCCUGCUCACAGACUCUCGGGUGAUGACCGUUGCGGAUGCACAUCUCUGGGAUUGGGAUGUUAUCACCACAAUGCUUAAGUCGAAUUUAAUGCGUAAGCUGGACUACUCUCUGGGUAACUUCCUCAAACGCCUGGUGGACUUUUACAAGCCGCGCAACAAUCGGUUCUCGCACCAGGACUUGGUACCCGGACAAAGUCUGCCCACUUAUGUCAGUGCCGGGCUGGAUUUAAUCGAUGUCCUUUUGGGUAGCAAUGAGCUGGAGUUUAUGCGCUACAUAACCGACUACUUCUCGGACAUCAGCCAGCAGCUGGCGGCCGUCACCACAUCGAAUCGUGCCCAUGACUGCCUAUUUAGUCCGCAGCACAUGAACAACACGAUGUGUCAGCAGUAUUUCCUCUAUAUCGGUCGCAUGUGCCGGACUGUUAAGGGCAUCGAAGUGCUCAAAAACACAACCGUAUUCGAAUACUUGAUCAACUUGGUGCGAGGGACCGACCAUCUCUGCUAUGUAAAGCUGAUUGUGUCCGGCUUGAAUUAUAGCUACGAGAAGCAGCCGCGACAGGUGCUGGAGAAGGCGUUGACGUCGGCUAAGACGCGCAGCGGUCGGCUGUAUGCCACCCAAUUCAUGGCGGUGCUGCUGCGCGCUCGAUUGCCGCACUUUGAGGUUUGGGGCAUUCCGUUGAUCAUCAACCAGACACGGGAUUCGGACCGCAGCGUGGUGCUGGCCGCAAUGGAGGUGCUGGAGGAGGCCUGCCACGACAAGUACUAUCUGGAGGAGAUUGUCAGUCGGUGGCCCAAUCUCACACAGCGCGGCGACGCAGGACGACUGCUGAUGGCCCGCUAUUAUUCACUGCCCCGCGGCCUGAACAACACGAUGGCGCGGAUCGAGGAGGAGAUACGGUACUGGCGGAACGGCUACAACAAGCGCUACGUGCUCCUGGUCGAGGCUGACACCCACUCCAGUCUGACGCUGCACAUUCGCAACGAGGAUGGCUACUACUCGCGGCGCAACUGCAAUACGCGACCCCAAACUGUUCCGCCGAACAUAGCGCCCCAUCUCUACGGUCAGAUGGCGCAGACUGGGCAGGGAAUGACGGCGCUGAAGAAGCACGGCGAUCUGCCGCAGCUCAUUGAGCUGCUCAUGCGGGCCAAGUGCUCGGACGAUGCGGAGUGCCUGGAACUUAAGGCGGCCAUUUGGGCACUGGCCCACGCCUCAACCCAUGCCAAUGGAAUUGAAUACUUUGUGGAACAACAUGCAAGACUUUACGAAAAGCUAAUUGUGCUGGUGACCAAGUGUGAGGUAUAUUCGGUAAGAGCCACCUGUUUCAGUGCCUUAGGACUUAUUGCCGGCACCCAAGCAGGAGCCAAUAUUCUUUUUAAACUGAACUGGCUGAGCGUGCGACAUGAUAAGAACACCAUGUGGCCAGUGCAUCAGCCGGAGGAUUGGAUGUCUAACCAGUACACACCGGUGCGACAUUACUGCGAGGACGUUCCGUCCUACUCCAUGACAAUGAUGGAGGAUCAGAUUGAUGGAUUCUACUACUCCGACACCUAUUGGAAUCUGUUUGGCGACCAGUCGGAGUCCGGUGGGGCAGGAGGUGUGUCCGUAACGGGAACCGCCAGUGGUAUUCACCCCACGGUCCAGGAUCCAAUUGCAACGGCUACGAAUACCGAAGGCGUUCGCACCACAACGGACGAUGUGCAUCCCAGGAUGUUGCCGAACGCCGUUGGAGUGGCGGCCAAAUCAAGGACUCUGCCAGAGGGCAGCAAUCUGCGCCAGGGCAAGCACCAGCGUUCACUCUCCGAAUCGAAGACAACGGAUGUGAUCAGCUUGAUUGGUGGUGGUGGGUCGACCACGAUGCCGGCAACGGGUAUUUAUCCCACGCCGUAUCAGCACCGCAUCCGUUACAAUUCCUGCACGGAUUCGAACACAUCCGGGGUGAGCAGUUGCGAGUCGGUGACCGGACGCACUGCAGCCGCCGCCGCGGCAGCAGCGGCCAACAUGAGCGACUUCCAGCAAUGCACAUUGAGUCCUAUUCCGAGCAUGUCCAAUUUACUGGAGAGCGACGAGCUGAUCCGACGACAGCCGCUGGCCAACAGUCUGCUGCCCUCGACCCUUAGCCCAAUGGCCAUGAAGGGUCUCGCCCAGCUGCGCUCCCUGCGCGCCAACAGUCGUCCGGUCAUCUCAGAGUCGGCGGUGGCCUUCUACGAGUUCGCCGAUAUGAUCGACACCCCCGAGGUUCAGAUGCGCAAGCCCCACUGGACGCAUCCCCACCGGCGGCUCACGGUGCGCAGUUUGGAUCGCCAGCCAAAGUUGAGUGAUUUGUACAGACACUUUUGCCGGCGCCUUUCUGGAGACGAGACCGCGCUGCUGCCCACGCUAAAUGCUCCAAAGUUCCUCAACCAGAAUGAUCAGCAGGGGCCGUGCUACUCGGGCAUCUGCCUGCCCAAGAAUGUACUGGACCUGUUUCCCACGCGCAAUCUCAGUCGAACGUACGUGUCGCGCGACAUUCAGGACCAAGAUCUGAUUGGCAUCAAUCUGCUGACCAGCAUGGGUCGCCAGCAGUUCCUCAACGAUUCCCUUACGAACGAAGGCGGCGAUGAGUCUUCGGUGAUUUCCUCGCUGUCGGAUGUUUCGUCUGCCAGUCGACGGCAGCCACGACAGUGGCAGCAGGGUGCCAAGCACGCCCGCAGCCAGUGCCUCCAUUGCGCCCGUUCGCCGCGACAGCAGCGGCAGGACAACAGCGGCAGCCAGAGCAACGGCGGUGGUGGCGCCUCCCUCGCUCCCUGCGAGCUGUAUCCCAGUACAGCGGCGUUUCUAGUGGCGGCCGGCAUCCAAAGCGGUAACAAGAAGAGCGGUUCGUCGGCUCCCGGAGCUUCGGCGGCCUUGGGUGCGGACAUCAGCUUUCAUUCGCCGGAGAGCAUGCUGAGCGAGGACAGCCUGCCGGACAGGCUCACUGCCUCCAUUCUGUACAAUGUCCAGCGUCUGGCCAAUCCCGUCAGUGCCAAGCAAUCGAAAAUGGCUCUGCUGGAGCUGAAGCAAAAGCAUCCGCACGCCUUUCAAGAUAUUUGCCUUUACUCUGAGUCCUGCAAGACGCUGGGCAGGAGCAGUUAUCGAAUGAUUGCCCGUCGCUUCCUCCAGGAGCUCUUCCUGGACCUCAAUUUCGACUCGUUCUACGUGGAACCGCAGCUGAUAAUCCGGAAGUUUCCAGCUGAGGAGAAAGCUGAGGCCACGCCGCCCACGGCAAUGCCGGCUAUGCCGUUCAAGGCGAUGAACCUCAAGCCCAAGCCGGCGGCUCAAUUGGCCAGCGUGUACGAGACCAGUUGGGAGAACCUGCUUAUGGAUCAGUCGCCACGAAUAAACAAGUCCUCGCCUGCUGCUCAGCCGGCGAAUGCGCAACAGAAGCCAAAAUUACACAUCGACGACACGGAGAGUUCCUUGUCCAGCAGCGACGGCGACGGCGAGGGCGAGGGCGAUCCCGGCGAGGAUGUGUGCGACGGCAGUGGAGCCGGUACGCAGGCCAGUUCGGUGACCACCGCCCACACAGCUCUGCCCACCGGGAACAGCAAUCGCAGCAGCAUCUGUACAAUCAGCCAACAGCCACCGGGCGCCGCAGUUGGUGUGGCUACCAACGCAUCCGCUGGAGCGGCGAGUGCAUCGGAUGAGGGUGCCACCAGUCUGAGGAACGAAAACCGACAGUACACCCGUGGACGCUUCUACACACUUGAACUGGACUUGAGCUGCACCAAGAACAAGUUUCCCAUCAAGGAUCGCUCGCAGACUGUGCCGAUCCUGAGGCGUCAGGUGAGCGCCGAUGCGCAGGCAGUGUCGCCCGUCGGCGCCAGCAACGAAUCCACGUCGGCUCUAAACUACUCCGAGGUGACCAAGAGCCUGGCAGCAUCGAUGGCCAAGCCGGUGGGCAGUCUCUACUGCGAGAAGCGUUUGCAGAGCUCGAAAUCGGAAGCGGUUCUCGACGAGGUGGCGAUUGCGAGGAGAGCAUCCGGUGGAGCCGGGGUGACCACCUGGCGCCAGAUCCUGGACACACUCGGCGAGGAUCAACCGAAGUAGUGCAACGACGUGGACGCACUGCCUGCCUGCCCUCUCACAUCUCAUUUACCGCCCGCCCGCCUUCCUAAGCCCGAAACCAAUCGGAUGAAUGUAAUAUAUCAAAUCAAAGAGAAACAUGUAGCUACUUAGUUUUAGGCAAACCAUACUAUAGGUACUAAGUUAUUUUCGCCUAGUUCGUUAAGACUAAUGUUAUUACCAUAAUUAAUUUUACGAUCACCACUUAUGCAUAGUUAUUUUUAAUGAAAUUUGUAACCUUAAGCAGAAGAAAAAACCAACCAACAAGAAACAACAAAAAAUCCCAAAAAAUAUUAUAUAAUUUCUAUUAUAAUAUCUACGAACAUAUUUUAUAAAAGCAAGAGCGAAAGCAAAUUGGAUGAAUACCUUGAAAGCAACAAGAAACAACCACAAACCACCGCAAUUUAUUUAAUCAAUUGUACUUAACUAAAAACAAAACAAAACAAAAAAAAAACAGUGGCAGACAAAACGAGUAAGACCACAAAAUCCUUAAAACCAAUAAACUAUCAAUAAACUUGAGAAGAAGCAACAAAAGCGAAUAAAGUGAAUCGUUCACAACCAAUUAAGAAACCAAAAUAAAAUCAAUAAAUUAAAAAACAUUGAACCCUCUA
This is a messenger RNA of Drosophila ficusphila, 6653 nucleotides long. RefSeq names its product rapamycin-insensitive companion of mTOR (gene rictor). NCBI's taxonomy places the organism in Eukaryota, Metazoa, Arthropoda, Insecta, Diptera, Drosophilidae. Gene Ontology annotation, biological process: positive regulation of phosphatidylinositol 3-kinase/protein kinase B signal transduction; TORC2 signaling. The coding region runs from base 196 to 6027 and encodes 1943 amino acids. Gene Ontology annotation, molecular function: protein serine/threonine kinase activator activity. Gene Ontology annotation, cellular component: TORC2 complex. The transcript is spliced from 12 exons. The record is from RefSeq and is a predicted model, not a curated record.